Messenger RNA from Macrosiphum euphorbiae (potato aphid), 330 nucleotides. Lineage: Eukaryota; Metazoa; Arthropoda; Insecta; Hemiptera; Aphididae. The record is from the annotation of a GenBank genome assembly.
AUGAUGAUGUGCUGGUUUGACGGCUGGUAUGACGUGGUUGUAGCAUGGCCCGACCUCGGGCCCGUCGUAGAAAACUUAGCCCAUCAUGGCGUGUUGGUAUUGAGCCAGGAAAAACGAUACGUGGUUCUGACAGGUAAUGUCGACACCAAAUCUGGCGUGAUAUGCAGCGAGUUUACGUCAUUCGUUGUUCACAAAAAUAGCAGGAUAGUCCUAGGUGGAGCGGUGAUCAACCGUGGUCGGUACUUUAGGACGACGAAAAAUGGAGUGAGUAGUGACCAGCGUCAGUGGAGUAUAUCUUAUAUCGAAAACCGAAAUCCAAAAGUGAGAUAG